Messenger RNA from Numida meleagris (helmeted guineafowl), 4812 nucleotides. RefSeq names its product coatomer protein complex subunit alpha (gene COPA). Lineage: Eukaryota; Metazoa; Chordata; Aves; Galliformes; Numididae. Gene Ontology annotation, cellular component: COPI vesicle coat. The coding region runs from base 114 to 3788 and encodes 1224 amino acids. The record is from RefSeq and is a predicted model, not a curated record. The transcript is spliced from 33 exons. Gene Ontology annotation, biological process: intracellular protein transport; endoplasmic reticulum to Golgi vesicle-mediated transport; retrograde vesicle-mediated transport, Golgi to endoplasmic reticulum. Gene Ontology annotation, molecular function: protein binding; structural molecule activity.
UUGUAUCAGCGGAAGGACCGCUGCUCUAUGGCCGGAAGCGGAAGUGGGGAGAGGGCACUUCCGGGACGCCGACGUGGAGGGUCGGGGAGGCGGCGGUUGAGGGGGAGGUUGUGAUGCUAACCAAGUUCGAGACCAAAUCGGCUCGGGUGAAAGGGCUCAGCUUCCACCCCAAGCGGCCGUGGAUCCUCACCAGCCUGCAUAAUGGCGUCAUCCAGCUGUGGGACUAUCGCAUGUGCACACUCAUCGACAAGUUCGACGAGCACGAUGGACCUGUUCGAGGUAUUGAUUUCCACAAGCAGCAGCCUCUGUUUGUAUCUGGAGGUGAUGACUAUAAAAUAAAGGUCUGGAAUUACAAACUGCGCCGCUGUCUUUUCACUCUGCUCGGGCAUUUGGACUAUAUCCGCACCACCUUCUUCCACCAUGAAUACCCAUGGAUCUUGAGUGCUUCUGAUGAUCAGACCAUUCGGGUUUGGAACUGGCAGUCCAGAACUUGUGUCUGUGUGCUGACAGGACACAACCACUAUGUGAUGUGUGCCCAAUUUCACCCCUCUGAGGACCUGGUAGUGUCAGCCAGCUUGGAUCAGACUGUACGCGUUUGGGAUAUUUCUGGCCUGAGGAAGAAGAACCUGUCCCCUGGAGCUGUGGAGUCGGAUGUCAGGGGAAUAACUGGGGUGGAUUUAUUUGGGACAACAGAUGCAGUUGUGAAGCACGUUCUUGAGGGCCAUGAUCGUGGAGUGAACUGGGCUGCUUUCCAUCCCACAAUGCCACUGAUCGUGUCAGGAGCUGAUGAUCGACAAGUGAAGAUCUGGAGGAUGAAUGAAUCGAAGGCCUGGGAGGUUGACACUUGCCGGGGGCAUUACAACAAUGUCUCGUGUGCUGUCUUUCACCCCCGGCAGGAGCUGAUCCUCAGCAAUUCAGAAGACAAAAGCAUCCGUGUCUGGGAUAUGUCAAAACGCACGGGUGUCCAGACCUUCCGCCGUGAUCACGAUCGCUUUUGGGUGUUGGCUGCUCAUCCCAAUCUCAACCUCUUUGCUGCAGGCCAUGACGGUGGCAUGAUUGUGUUCAAACUGGAGCGUGAGCGUCCUGCUUAUGCCGUGCAUGGGAAUAUGCUCUAUUAUGUGAAGGACCGAUUCCUCCGCCAGCUUGAUUUUAACAGCUCAAAGGAUGUUGCUGUCAUGCAGCUGCGAAGUGGUUCCAAGUUCCCUGUGUUCAACAUGUCAUACAACCCAGCUGAGAACGCUGUCCUUCUCUGCACAAGAGCAAGCAACUUGGAGAAUAGCACUUAUGACCUAUACACCAUUCCCAAGGAUGCAGACUCCCAAAAUCCAGAUGCCCCCGAAGGGAAGCGCUCCUCCGGGCUAACAGCUGUGUGGGUAGCUCGUAACCGCUUUGCAGUCCUGGAUCGAAUGCAUUCGAUCCUAAUCAAAAACUUGAAGAACGAGAUCACGAAGAAGGUUCAGGUGCCGAACUGUGAUGAGAUUUUCUAUGCUGGCACGGGGAACCUGUUACUGAGAGAUGCAGACUCCAUCACCCUCUUUGACGUGCAGCAGAAGCGGACUCUGGCCUCGGUGAAGAUCUCCAAGGUGAAAUAUGUCAUCUGGUCAGCUGACAUGUCCCAUGUAGCUCUGCUGGCCAAGCAUGCCAUCAUGAUCUGCAACAGAAAGCUGGAAUCACUCUGUAACAUCCAUGAAAACAUCCGUGUCAAGAGUGGUGCCUGGGAUGAAAGUGGUGUUUUCAUCUAUACCACCAGCAACCACAUAAAAUACGCUGUGACCACAGGGGAUCACGGCAUCAUCCGCACCCUGGACCUGCCUAUCUAUGUUACUCGUGUGAAGGGGAACAAUGUGUACUGCCUGGACAGAGAAUGUCGCCCCAGGGUCCUCACCAUUGAUCCCACAGAGUUCAAAUUCAAGCUGGCAUUGAUCAACAGAAAAUACGAUGAGGUGCUGCACAUGGUGAGGAAUGCGAAGCUUGUGGGCCAGUCCAUCAUUGCCUACCUGCAGAAAAAAGGUUACCCUGAGGUGGCCCUGCACUUUGUCAAGGAUGAGAAGACCCGUUUCAGUCUGGCACUGGAGUGUGGCAAUAUUGAGAUUGCUCUGGAAGCAGCCAAGGCUCUGGAUGACAAGAAUUGCUGGGAGAAACUGGGAGAAGUGGCAUUGCUGCAGGGAAAUCACCAGAUUGUGGAGAUGUGCUACCAGCGCACCAAGAACUUCGAUAGGCUCUCCUUCCUCUAUCUUAUUACUGGCAACCUGGAGAAGCUUCGGAAGAUGAUGAAGAUAGCUGAGAUCCGUAAAGAUAUGAGUGGCCACUACCAGAAUGCCUUGUAUCUAGGAGAUGUGGCAGAGAGAGUGAGGAUCCUGAAGAACUGUGGACAAAAGUCCCUGGCCUAUCUCACAGCUGCAACUCACGGUCUGGAUGAGGAAGCUGAAAACCUGAAGGAAACGUUUGAUCCUGAAAAGGAAACGAUUCCAGACAUUGAUCCCAAUGCAAAACUACUGCAGCCUCCUGCUCCUGUCAUGCCUCUGGAUACCAACUGGCCAUUGCUGACUGUCUCCAAGGGGUUCUUCGAAGGAACAAUUGCUAGCAAAGGCAAAGGAGGUGCUUUGGCUGCUGACAUUGAUAUCGACAAUGUUGGCACUGAAGGCUGGGGAGAAGAUGCAGAAUUACAGCUGGAUGAAGAUGGCUUUGUGGAUGCUGGAGAAGGCUUUGGAGAGGAAGGUCUGGGUAAAGGACAGGAAGAAGGAGGUGGAUGGGAAGUGGAAGAAGACUUGGAUCUUCCUCCUGAGCUGGAUGUUCCUGCUGGUCCAGCAGGAGGAGCAGAAGAUGGCUUCUUUGUGCCACCCACCAAGGGCACCAGCCCAGCUCAGGUGUGGUGUAACAAUUCACAGCUUCCUGUUGACCACGUUCUGGCAGGUUCCUUUGAGACAGCAAUGAGACUCCUCCAUGACCAGGUGGGAGUAACAAACUUUGGACCCUACAAGCAGCUGUUCCUGCAGACCUAUGCCCGUGGACGUACAACCUACCAAGCCCUGCCAUGUCUCCCUGCCAUGUAUGGCUACCCACAUCGCAACUGGAAAGAAGCUGGCUUGAAGAAUGCCCUCCCUGCUGUUGGACUGAAACUCAAUGACCUGAUCCAGCGCUUGCAGCUGUGCUACCAGCUCACUACAGCGGGCAAGUUUGAGGAGGCUGUGGAGAAGUUCCGCUCCAUCUUGCUGAGUGUGCCCUUGCUGGUGGUGGACAACAAGCAGGAGAUUGCUGAGGCCCAGCAGCUGAUAGCCAUUUGUCGGGAGUAUAUUGUCGGACUCUCAAUGGAGAUCGAGCGGAAGAAGCUGCCCAAAGAGACCCUGGAGCACCAGAAGCGAAUCUGUGAGAUGGCUGCCUAUUUCACCCACUCCAACCUGCAGCCUGUCCACAUGAUCUUGGUACUGCGCACUGCUCUCAAUCUCUUCUUCAAACUCAAAAACUUCAAGACAGCUGCUACUUUUGCUCGUCGGCUGCUGGAGCUGGGUCCGAAGCCUGAGGUGGCCCAGCAGACCCGGAAGAUCUUGUCAGCGUGUGAGAAGAAUCCCACCGACACCUACCAGCUCAACUAUGACAUGCACAACCCCUUUGACAUCUGUGCUGCCUCUUACCGACCCAUCUAUCGUGGCAAGCCCGUGGAGAAGUGUCCACUCAGUGGAGCUUGCUACUGCCCUGAGUUCCAAGGGCAGAUCUGCCGUGUCACAACAGUGACAGAGAUUGGCAAAGAUGUCAUUGGGCUGCGGAUCAGCCCCCUCCAGUUCCGCUGAGGUGUGUGCCAGUCCCUGGGAGGUGUGAGAUCAGAGGGAGAUGGUCCUGUUCCACAUUGUGCUGUGAAAACAUUCACCUCCCCCCCCAUUCCAGCUUCUAGUCAUGUCCCUUCACCAUAGCUAUAGCUGUGCUGUGUCUUAACUGCUCUUCCCCACCCAGGCAUGCUGUAAUGAGCCUUUCUGCUGCUUCUAAGUAGUAAUAAUUUGGGCUCCUCUUUCAGAUCCAGUUGAUGUUGUGUAUGUGUACCGCUGCUUCCAGGCUCAUCUUUUCCAGAGGGAAUAAGGUGGCUCUUGCUGAGACCUGGGUGCAUUAUAACACACUCAAUAGGAGUUGCUCAAGAGGCAGUGCCUGCCUCUCACACUCUUUAGUGUUGUGUUUCUUAAAGAUCCUGGUGCAGCUGAGCCUGGCUCUCAUAGGAGUGUAAUACUGUCUGGAACUGGGGCCAGCACAGCCCCCUUAGAAGUGGCUGGAGAAGAGCAGCUCAGCACCCAAGUGCUUGUGUUGACUCUGUUUUGUUGUCCUAGCAGCAUUUCUCUACAUAAUCUGCCUCUGACAUGAAUAAAGUAAAUCGACUGUCCUGAUCUUCCUGUUCUGUAGCUUAGCUCUUAGAUACCACGUUAUACUUCCUCUUUUCCUGCCACUCACCCCACCCCUUUGUGCUGUUAGGCUGCCAGACAAGAGAGAAUUUUGACAUUUCCAGAAACUAGAGACUGCAGUAUUGAAAUAAUUAGUCAUGCUGGCAGGGGCUGCUUCUGCUAAUUCUUAAUGUGUAAAUGCUACUGCCCAUGCUCCAACUAUCCUCGUGUUCAUUACCCUGUGCAGUUGUACCAUGGGGUGCUGCUGUGCCUUUCCUCGUGGUACAGAGCAGACUGGAGGCUCCUCCUCGUUGGGCAGGUUGCACUUUGGAGCAGUGAUGAGUGAGAACACGUUCUUGCAUCAGCACAGAGCCUAGAGCUCCUGCUCCCCCUGGGGCUGGACUAAUUGCCUAGUACUUUCUGCGAAAUAAAGCAAGGCUUUACGAUA